ACAGAAUGGACCAUAUUCCCCGUCUCUCAGAGGUCCUGUAUGUUGGUCUGAGUCGUAAGAUAGGGACACCGACACAAGUGGCCAUCAGAAGGGACGUGAAGGACAUGGAGGAUUUGAUACAGAAACUUUUUACAAUGCAUAUAGGGAUUGUGCAGAUGGAUAGUGGUAGUUAUAGAGAGGGAUUUAGGCUUACAUCAUCUGACAGGGAUAGAAUGAGCUGGUCUUGUAAAUAUAAACUUAUAACUGACAUCUCUCAGUAUAGGGUUUACAAUGUAUCAAAACAUCAUAUUAUACUAAUUGAAGACUCUGACACCCCACCUGGAUUUGUCAUACUACGGCAUAUGACAUCCUCUAAAGACAGUAGCAUGUUAUCAACAUGUCUUUUCCCCUUCAAAUGCGGAUUAUAUAUAUCUAGUUCUCUGUGGAGGGAAAUGUGCUUAAAUAACCUUGCCAGAUACAAAUAUUUCCAACAGGCGAAUUGCACAAAUCAUGGCCCUUGUUAUAAUUAUUUUGAAAGAACAAUUGAAUACGACCAUACCGCUUGUUUUGCAACUAUGUAUUGGCCUAAACGUUUGGGAGUUUGGGUUGAAAGAUGCUGGAGACAUAACUGGCCGCCUGUACCUGUGUUGAAAAAUAUUCUACGAAACGGGUGUCACUGUGUGCCUGUUGGAAGUAAAAUAAUAUCGACGUCUAACGAAUUAGAAUGGAGAUUGUCGUUUUCUCAAGCCGAACAACAACUAGUGUGUAUCAUGAAUCAUACACAAUUUCUAUGUUACGGUCUUUUAAAGAUAUUUCUUAAGGAAGUUAUCAAUUACAGGAAGGAACCAAUACUGUGUUCUUAUUACAUGAAGACCACGAUGUUUUGGAUAAUUCAAUUGGUACAUGUAAGAUGGUGUCCAAACAAUUUACUGGAUUGCUUCUGGAAAUGUUUUAAAUAUCUCAUUCAUUGCGUUUAUCGUGGAGUUUUGCCCAAUUUUUUUAUUCCGCAGAACAACAUGUUUAUAAACAAAGUAGUCGGUGAUGCACGUGAAUCACUUUUACAGCAACUUUAUCAGUAUCACAGAAUGGGUGUGUCCUGUCUACUGCUUAGUCCGACUCUCAGGUUGAUCCUAGAACCAGCCCUUUGUAGGCCAUCCUUUGUAUUGUCCACCGCUGAAGGAGAUUUUACAUCUGUUAAAGACAUAGAUAAGUGUAGCAUGACAGAAAUAUUUCGCCUUACUUUUUCAACUAUGCAGCUAUCAGAUUGUUAUCUCCACCUGAAAUCAGUUGAUACACUUUCACAAUUAUCACUCUCACCAUACCAGUUAUUAACAUUACAGUAUUGUGAAGCUGAGACUCUCGUUCAUUUUGCAUUUACACUGGCUAACAGUACUUCAUGUUAUACACAUAAAGAAGUCUACUUGUUAGACAGAAUGAUUUGUAACUUGUUGCAACUGGCAUCAAAGCGAGGUUCUGUAUCUCAUUUACUUUAUCUUGCAUUGUAUUAUUACAGAACAGGGAGAUAUGAUAAAACACUGCAUAUCAUUUAUCUCACUAAACAAAGACUAUCACAGGCCUGUAUAAUGUAUUAUGAUACUUCCGACAGGCACAGGUACAAUCAGGCUGUACGUAAUCUCCCUUUGUCUAGGAAGAUGAUGAAAUAUUGGGUUGACAACGUGCAUUUAUUCAACAGUAUUCCAUGUAUUAAAGAAUUAAGUUUAGAACAAAAUGGGAUGUUAAUAUUACAUUUAUCACCGUUUCUUACAGUAGAGAUGUUGUCAGUGCUAUCUCACUACAGACUAAGUAAUAGAUCUCAGUAUUUACAGUCACUGACAGACCUACAGACACUGCUGCUUUAUGAUGAUGAUGGGACAUACGUUCCCUUACAUUUCAGAGACCUAUCCUGGCAGGUACUAGGAAUCUGUCAGCAGGUUGUGGGAGACUUGCAGGGAGCUUUACAGUCUUAUGAAGAGUCGCUCAGACAGGAACCUAUCCACAAAAUACAAGAAGCUACACAUACUAGAAUAAGGUGUGUUAAAAGACAAUUACACAAAAAUAUACCAUCAUAG
Messenger RNA from Saccostrea echinata, 2048 nucleotides. RefSeq lists its product as uncharacterized. The record is from RefSeq and is a predicted model, not a curated record. The coding region runs from base 6 to 2048 and encodes 680 amino acids. Lineage: Eukaryota; Metazoa; Mollusca; Bivalvia; Ostreida; Ostreidae. The transcript has a single exon.